Molecule: messenger RNA, 1638 nt
Organism: Rotaria socialis
Lineage: Eukaryota; Metazoa; Rotifera; Eurotatoria; Philodinida; Philodinidae
Source: the annotation of a GenBank genome assembly
AUGCAGAGUACUCGUUUGUUGGUUACUGCGCGACACUUUUCAUCAAGCUGGAAAACAAAUCAUUUAUUAAAACGAUGUAUUACAAUUUUGAACUCAUCAAGUAUUCAUAGAACAAACUUGAAUCUCAACAACUCGUCUUUAUCUCUAGUCGAUUCGAAUCGUUCAUUAUGUAUGAAUAUAAGAUUAUCGAAAAAUGAUAUAACCGCUAUUGGACAAUAUCAAUCUAUUCGUUAUGCUUCAUCGAAUAGUUUACCAGCAUAUAAACCAGUUGCUUUACCAGCAUUAUCACCUACUAUGGAGUCAGGCACAAUACGAUCGUGGGCAAAAGCGGAGGGAGAUAAAAUCGUUGAAGGUGAUAUAUUGGCUGAAAUUGAAACUGACAAAGCAACAUUAGGAUUCGAAUCCAGUGAAGAAGGAUAUCUUGCAAAAAUUCUUAUACCUGGUGGUAGUAAAGAUGUACCUGUUGGAAAACUGUGUGCGAUUAUUGUGGAAAAACAAGAAGAUAUAGCUGCGUUUAAAGAUUAUAAAGGUGACAAUGGUGAAGCUCCAGUAAAAACGAAAUCGACCGAUGAACAAGCAGCUGCACCGAAAAAAACUGAAAAAGAACCACCAAAAAAAAGUGAUUCAGCUAGUAAAACAGAACAAGAAGCAGCAGCUGGUUCUACAGCGAAAACUAUUGGUGCAAAUAAAGAUGGUUCGGUGUUUGCAUCACCUUUCGCUCGAAAACUUGCCCAAGAAAAAAGCAUUAACUUACAAUUAGUACAAGGUACUGGUCCGAAUGGUCGAAUUGUUGCUGAAGAUGUUGAAAAAUUCAUCAAAGAAGGUGGUGCCAAAGUUGAUGUCAAAAAAGAGCAAGCUAAAUCAGCAGCUCCAACAAAAGUAGCUAAAAAAGAAAAGGAAGUAUCAGCACGUGCAGGUGGCUAUAAUGAACAACAAGUAUCAGAAUUAAGAGCUGAAUACGCUCGUCGCAUGGUUGAAUCGAAAAGUACUGUACCACAUUAUUACUUGACCAUUGAAGUUGACUUGAAUGAAAUUCUUAAACUACGCGAAAAGCUUAAUGAUAUGUUAGCACCGAAGUCAAAAGAUGCUAAAGACAAAUCACGAGGUAUUACAAUAAAUGAUUUUGUUAUAAAAGCGGCUGCACUUGCGUGUAAAAAACGACCUGAAACAAAUAGUGUUUGGAUGGAAAAAUCUAUUCGACAAUAUGAGACUGUUGAUAUCAAUGUAGCAAUAAAUACGGAUGCUGGCGUUCUUGUGGCACCUAUUUUAUACAAUGUCGAACAAAAGGGCCUUGCGACAAUAAAUCAAGAAAUAUCACAAUUAAGUAAAAAGGCAAAUGAUGGCAAAUUAGGCGACAAUGAACUCGAAAUGGGAACAUUCACAAUUUCCAAUUUAGGAAUGUAUGGUAUAACAAAUUUUAGUGCUGUUAUUUAUCCUGAACAAUCUGCUCUUUUGGCUAUUGGUGGUGUCGAAACUAGAAUUUUACCUGCUCCAGACUCUCCAAAAGGCUUUCGUCAAUCCUCUGUUCUUAAUGUAACAUUAUCAUGCGAUCAUCGUGUUAUUGAUGGUGCCGUUGGUGCACAAUGGUUACAAGAAUUUAAACAAUUUCUUGAAAAUCCUGGAUCGAUGAUCUUAUAA